AUGUGGAAGUGGUAUGAUGAUACUAAUUGGGUUGAUUAUGGAAAAGCACAAAACGAAAUAUUAAAUAAAGCAGGAAAUAACUUUUGUGUUGAUGUUGAUGAUGAACGAUAUGUUGAAAUAACUAAUCUUAAAGAAAUUUAUAGAUUAUUUGGUGAACUUCCAAAAGACAUCACAGGGUUAUGUGCACUACAACAUCGGAAAGAUAAUCCCCAACGUGUUCGACUUGUUAAAAAUGCAGCUAUUGACACAUUGGUUCAUGACACUAUUUUUUUUUAUGGGGAGAGAGAAUAUUCAAAAUCACGUUGUCGUCUUGAGGCUGAAUCUCUUGGAGCAACCAUCACAAAUGACUAUAUUAUUGCGGAUGAAAUAGUAAUGAACUAUAGUGACCAAUUCAAUAAUGAAAUUAAAAAGAUAGUUCAACAUUGCAAAACGAAUGGAACAAAGAUAUAUGAGACACAGUGGAUUUCUGAUUGUUUUGAUGGAAAGGUUAAAGUCAACACUCAUGAAAUCACCCAAAAAUGGAUUACUCAUGUGGAUGAGAUGGUUGCUGAGUUUGAGAAAGAUGAAAAUGGAUUUAAAAACAAAUAUCAUUAUACACCAAACGAUACUAAAACUACUAUCAUUCAAAGUAGUGAAGAAGAUGACCAAGAAUAUGACGAUGAGUUUAAUUCAGAACAUACUGAAGAUGGAACAUAUAGUACUGAACAAGAAGAAGAAUAUAAUCAAAGUCAAGAAGAAGAAAUUUUUGAUUUGAAAGGAAGUGUGUUUGAAGGAAAGAUCACAUAUUCUGAAAGUAAUGAAGAAUAUACAUUCCAAAUGUGGAUGGAAGAUGAUAAAAAUGUAAAAGGGAUUAUUACAUGGUUUAGCUUACAUAAUUGUCAAACAAGAUUUGAAGGUACAAGAAAAGAAAAUACCUUUCAUAUUAUUGAAAAGUCAUUUUUAAGAGGUGAAGCUUACUCAGAAUUAGGAGAAUAUGAUAUUGUUGCAAAAAGUCCAAACAUAUUAGAAGGUGCAUUAGUUGAUGAUGUAAAAACUCAUAUUCAAUUAUUAAGAGUAACUCCAAAGAAAAGGAAAGGAGAAAUGAAUUCAAAUGAUUUCUUUGAGAAUUAUUCUAAAGCACAAUGCUCUUUAGAACUACAAAUGAAAGGAGAAGUUAAUAAAGAAGGAGACCAAUAUCAAAUAGUCAUUACUCGAGGAGAGUCAACCAUUAAAAUUCCAAUUGAAAGAAAUGGGAAUAAAGUCAUUAUGAAAAUAGAAGAAACUGAAAAAGUAUUCAAAGAAAUUCCAAAUGAACUAGAAAUGUAUGAAACAGAUCAAGGAAUAGAAGUAAUCCCAAUUGAAGAAGAAGAAUUUAUAGCAAAAAUUCAUUUUGAUGGAGUUAAUUGA
Messenger RNA from Entamoeba nuttalli P19, 1386 nucleotides. RefSeq lists its product as hypothetical. Lineage: Eukaryota; Evosea; Mastigamoebida; Endamoebidae. The record is from RefSeq and is a predicted model, not a curated record. Bases 1 to 1386 code for a protein of 461 amino acids. The transcript has a single exon.